This is a messenger RNA of Erpetoichthys calabaricus (reedfish), 3432 nucleotides long. It is a transcript of the gene cog3, whose product is annotated as component of oligomeric golgi complex 3. Lineage: Eukaryota; Metazoa; Chordata; Cladistia; Polypteriformes; Polypteridae. The record is from RefSeq and is a predicted model, not a curated record. Gene Ontology annotation, biological process: Golgi organization; intra-Golgi vesicle-mediated transport; intracellular protein transport. Gene Ontology annotation, cellular component: COG complex; membrane; cis-Golgi network. The coding region runs from base 38 to 2533 and encodes 831 amino acids. The transcript has 23 exons.
AGAAUUCUGGGUUAGUGUCAACGUCACGGAGUUGACAAUGAUGGCGACAGGGGUUCCCAUGGAUUUGUCUCUUUUAGAUACGGGUGAGAAGGAAACCAGAGAAAAACUCUCAUUAUGGGACCACAGACCUAAUGCAAUGGCUCCGUUGACAGAGCGACAGAUCGAUUCGGUCCUGGAGAUUCGGGCUGCGGCUGAGAACCUGCCACUCCCGACAGAGCUUCCAAUUGAAGACCUUUGUAGUCUGACAUCGCACUCCUUUUCUAUUCCAUUGACUGCAACGGUACCAGCCUCAACUGAGGAUAUUCUCCUUAAGGGAUUCAGUGCUCUAGAAAUGGAGGAGGACAGAAUAGAAACAGCACAACAGUUUUUCUCUUGGUUUUCCAAGCUACAAGCUCAAAUGGAUCAAGAUAAAAGUGCAAAGUACAGACAGACCAGGGAUUACCUGAUGGGUUUCCAGGAUCAGUGUGAUGCAAUCCUGGUUGAUGUAAACACAUCAUUGCAACAGUUGGAAUCUUUGCAGAAACAGUAUUUAUUUGUUUCUACCAAAACUGGAACUUUACAUGAAGCCUGUGAGCAACUUCUCAAGGAACAGUCAGAGCUUGUAGACCUGGCAGAGAGUAUUCAGCAGAAACUUUCCUAUUUCAAUGAAUUAGAAAGUAUAAAUACUAAACUAAAUUCGCCUACUUUUUCUGUAAGUAGUGAAGGAUUUAUACCAAUGCUUUCUAAGCUGGAUGAAUGCAUACAGUAUGUUUCCUCACAUCCAAACUUUAAAGACUACCCAGUUUAUAUAUCAAAAUUUAAGCAGUCCCUUUCAAAAGCUAUGCAUCUUAUGAAAACACACACUGUAAGCACUCUGCAGAACCUGACCAGUCAGCUAAUCAAAAGGGAUCCUCCUGGAGGUACAAACGCUGAAAACGCAUUCACUUUAUUUUAUGUGAAGUUCAGAGCUUCUGCGCCUAAAGUAAGGAUGGUUAUUGAACAGAUUGAGCAGAGAUCUGAGAAGUUACCAGAGUAUCAACAGUUAUUGGAUGAAAUUCAUCAGUGCUAUAUGGACCAGAGAGAUCAGUUGUUAAGCCCAAGCAUAUCAUCAACAAUAACUGAUUUGAUGAGCCAGAACAACAGGGAUCACUGUGCUCUGGUACGCAGCGGAUGUGCUUUUAUGGUACAUGUCUGCCAAGAUGAACAUAAACUUUACUGUGAGUUUUUUACCAAGCCUUCACCCAAACUGGAUGAGCUGCUAGAGAGACUCUGUCUGUCAUUAUAUGAUGUGCUUAGGCCGCUAAUCAUCCACGUCAUCCACCUUGAAACUCUUUCAGAACUCUGUGGGAUCUUGAAAAAUGAAAUGCUUGAGGACCAUGUCCAGAAUAAUGUGGAACACUUGGGUGCAUUUGAAGCUGUUGUCAAGCAGAUGCUUGAGGAUGUUCAGGAACGACUUGUCUACAGAACACACAUAUACAUACAGACAGACAUCACUGGUUAUAAACCAGCUCCAGGAGAUUUGGCAUAUCCGGACAAGUUGCAAAUGAUGGAGGAUAUAGCACAGAGUUUAAAAGAAGAGCAGAAAAAGUUGUUGGCUUUAGAUUCUUCAUUUUCUGAUAUCCAACUGGAAGAUCCAGAUUCUAAGAAUAUAAUUAAGUCAGGUGCAACAGAAUCAUCAUCUGCAAGAUCACGCAGUACAAUCUCUCCUGCAGAUUUACAUGGUAUGUGGUAUCCGACAGUGAGGAGGACAUUGGUUUGCCUAUCAAAGCUAUACAGGUGUAUAGAUAGGGCAGUAUUUCAAGGAUUAUCACAAGAAGCCCUUUCUGCGUGCAUUGACUCUUUAGUAAAAGCUUCUGAGAUCAUAAUUAAAAAUAAGACACAGGUCGAUGGGCAGUUAUUCCUGAUCAAACACCUGCUGAUCUUGAGAGAACAAAUUGCUCCAUUUCAUGCUGAUUUUGCCAUUAAGGAGAUUUCCUUGGAUCUGAAGAAAACCAGAGAUGCAGCUUUUAAAAUACUGAAUCCCAGAGCAGUGCCUAAAUUUUUUAGACUGAACAGCCAUAAUGCUAUUCUUGAGUUUUUGUUGGAGGGAACGCCAGAGAUAAAAGAGCAUUAUCUUGAUUCAAAGAAAGAAGUGGAUCGCCAUCUGAAGUCAAGCUGUGAGCAAUUUAUUCAACAACAAACUAAAAUUUUUGUGGGAAGCCUCGAUGAGUUUCUUACUAAGGUAACAGCAUUAAAAACAAUGGCCAGUCACGGAGGCCCAAAUUAUAGUCUUUCACGGCAGCCCUGGGCCCAGCCAGCAAAGAUCAAUGAUAUUGUGGCCACAACAUACAAAACAAUGAAGACAAAGCUUCCAUUAACACUUCAGAGUAUGUCUCUGUAUUUGGCCAACAGGGACACGGAAUUCAUCCUUUUUAAACCUGUUCGGAACAACAUUCAGCAAGUCUUCCAGAAGAUCCAUUCAUUAUUACAGGAAGAGUACAGUGGUGAAGAUCUCCAAAUCAUCGCCUGUCCCUCCAUAGAACAGAUCAAUUUACUUCUCUCUGUCCACAAGUAAGCGGAAAGCAAGCACCGAAGCUGGCAGACCGGGGAUGACUGUGCAGUGCUGGACCUGAGCUAGCCAAGCCUCACUGACUCCGCAAAGUGCAUUGCAGUGGGUUUAUCUUUCAGCAAUUGUGGGGAUUUCAUGUACACUACAUAGACCAAAGGUACCACUUGGCUGACUAAUUCAGAUUCACGAGUUGCAUAUGAUUCAGAAACUGCAUAUCAGCAAGGUCUGUGUUUGGUAAUUUAGUGUCCCUUUUUUUUCCGGCUAUGGCGGUACAUUUUUAAAGUAAUCUGUAAUGUUUUAUGCUUUUGUUCAUUCAGUCAUUGAUGAUGACAGGAAUAUUUUCUAUAUAUUUUUUUUAUUCUUUCCCCUGUUUCCCCACCAACCACUAUUCACAGAUCUUUUUUGUGUCACUUUUAAUUUACUAAGGUAAAAUGGGCAAACAUAACAGUAUGUAAGCAACUCAUGUUCUACAAGGGUAAAAGGCGUGUGCAACUGAAUGUAGAGACAGAUCAUCUUACCAUUUGCUGGUCCCCUGAAUUAUGAAAACUGCUAGAACUUUAUGCUAAAAUGCCAAGCCACUGGCUAGUAGAAGAGUCCUGUCCUGUUUGUUUAGGCUGUAAGAUUCUGCAUCCUCUUUGAAUGCCUUCUGUCUUUGGGAAUUCUCUCCCUUUUAUCUUGGCCACAGUUUUUCCGCAUUUUCUGUUUUGAGUCAGAAUUCAGGCUGGCUAAGCAGGGCAUGGACUCUCUACCGGUAACUUAGGAGUUAAAGCAACAGCUGACAUCUUUAAUGCACAGCAGAAAUUUACAGUUACAACUUUUGUAAAUGUCUAUGUUGAAUUAAGUUGUUGAGGAUCACUACUGUACAAUUUGUAAUUAUUGUAAUAUAUUAAAGUAUUGUAUUUUAA